Dibothriocephalus latus is the source of this 424-nucleotide messenger RNA. NCBI's taxonomy places the organism in Eukaryota, Metazoa, Platyhelminthes, Cestoda, Diphyllobothriidea, Diphyllobothriidae. The record is from the annotation of a GenBank genome assembly.
GCUUAUCGCAAAAUCUCAGGGGGUUCUCUACGAAAACGCACUCAUCCAGCUGGGCUUCCGGUGUGAGUACCGCAAUAAUCUGGGUCGCCUACAACUUUACUAUGGCAACAAGAGUACCGCGGCCUUCACCUCCAUAGUACCCACCAUUCGAUACAUCGAGAUCUCACCCACGACGAGUUUCAGUCCCCUCAAUCUCGAUCUGCGUCCGGCGCUGGCUACCCUGGAUCCCGGCACUCAGAUGCAGCAGCUCCUCAACGUGGAAUGCUUGACCGAUUUCAGGCAGCCCCCGGUGCUCUCUGUCUCUUUUUCACAUCUCUCCGGGCCGGUUAAUUUCUCUGUUCCUCUACCAAUCCUCCUGGUGAAGUUCAUGCAGCCCGCCACGAUGGACCAAGCCACUUUCUUUUCCCGCUGGAAACUGCUUUGC